AAAGUCUCGUCAUGACUUUGCCCCAACCUACUAUUCUCUAAUGUACUAGUAGGAGUCUGUUAAGUUGAACGUGCACCUAAGACAGCAAGCUAUGCUUAUUCACAACUUGAACAAUGGAAUAAGCCUUAAAUUACAAGUUUUGCGGUAACAAGUUUCACUUACGGUCAACUUAUACUUGACCUCCAAUAGGCUACUUCGUUGUUUGACAUAUAGGUCAUACUCUCUGGUCGCUUCAUGAGCUUAAUAGAGAUCAUCCAAAUCUCAUAGACUGCGAUCGUCCAACAGUUGGGCUCACAUAGUCUUAUUCUUUUAAGAACGUUUUACAUGACAACGUCUUUGGUACUUAAAACCAAUAGAAUUCAUAAUGCUAUUGUCAACCUGCCAUAGAAGAAUUAAGAAUAUUGCAUCCUUCUCUCGAGUGAGUUAAUGCUAACCUCUAGCUUGUUCACCUCGGAUCCUAAUUCACAGGUCUUCGAUAACAUACCACUAGGGAAUAACUUAUACGGGUCUCAAACCCAUUUCCUUGGAUGCUAUGUUUAUCACAUUACAUGAUAGCUCUUUACUAAACAGAUCAGCCAAAUUUUUUCCAGUGUGGCCAAUUCACAGUAAUUACUCUAGAGUUUCUCAUUUUUCUAACUGAUUUUAACCAUCUCUUGAUGUGUCUUGGUGACUUCAUAUUAGACUUAGAACGGUUUACCUUGCCAAUAACUAUUUGAUUGUCACAGUUAAUAAGAAUUGCCUGUAGUGGUUUCUUAAAAAAAGGUAAGUCCAUCAAUAGCCCACGAAAUUCAUCGACCUCCACUAUAGCUAGUGUCAGAGCACCUGUUAUGGACGACUAUGGAUGGAACCAUACCUUAAAAGCAUGUUUGGUGUAGUGGUAAGUGCAUACUGGUUAUAAUCAACAUGUUCUAAGUUUGAGUCCUACAUGUGCAACAUCUUUUUCUCCUUUUUUUCCUUUUUAACCAUACCUAAUUAUUAUUAUGUUCUCUGCUACUAACUAUAGCUAUGUCUAGUGCUGCGAGUUUUGCUUCCAUAGUAGAUCUCGUCAAUAUGGUGUACUUGCUUGAUCUCAAUGAAAUAGCAACACCUCCAAGAUUGAAAACAUAACUUCUAGUACUGCAAGAUAGCCAAAAUAAUUAUUUUAUAAUAUAUAGUGUCCACCAAGUAGUUCAUUACACAAUCUAGCACACGCCACUGAACAUCUCUCGAAUUACUAGUAAACUAACUCAAUUUGUUGACUCCAAAAGCGAUGUCAAGCCUCAUAGCACCAACAAGAUACAUGAGUGACCCAAUAAUAUAUGAAUAUCUUAGUUGGUCUCUACCAAUUCUCUUAUUCUAUGAAGAAUCAAACUAGAAUCAUAGGGCGUUGGGGGCAAUUUACAACAUUUAUAGCCAAAACGACUCAAACAAAGAAUGUGUUAGAGUAAUCUCAUUCUCUCCCUUGAUUGCUUGAUGUUAAGAAUAAUAUCAGCCUCACCUAGAUCCUUCAUUUUAAAACUUUGGCAUAGAUUUGACUUGACCUCGUUGAUCAUGUAAAAACAUGUUCCAAGGGUCAGUUUGUCAUCAACAUACAAGCAUAAUAUGACUCACAUUGAUGGACCUCAUUGAGACAAAAGCCUGUUGAUUUGAGUAUCAAGUCAAAUUUAUCAUGCCAUUGCUUAGGUGUUUGUUUCAAGUCAUACAAAGAGUUAUAUAUCUUACAAACCUUGUCCUCAUGACCCUUUACUACACACCCAUCAGGUUGUGUCAUGUAUAUUGUCUCUUCUAUAUCUCCAUUAUGGAAAGUUGUCUUAACGUCCAUCUGAUGAAUGACAAGACCACACGAUGCAACCAAGGAGAGUAUAACACAAAGAGUAGUCAAUAUGGUAACAUGUGACUAAGUAUCAAUGUAAGCUUUGCCUUCUUUCUAGGUGCAACCAUUGGCCACAAGCCAAGCCAUGUACUUGUCAAUAGUACAAUCAGAGCUUCUAAUUGAACACCCGCAUGCAAACUACAGGUUUGCAACCAUAUGAUCGGUCAACAAGCUCCCAAGUUCCAUUAGAAAGAAUAGAAUCCAUCGCACUAUGAAUACCUUAUUACCAAUCAUCCACAUCAGGAGAUGAGAAUGCCUCAAGAUUGUUUUGGGAGAAUCAUCUAUAAGAUAAACAGUGAACUCGUUACCAAAAUACUUUGCAGUCCUUUGUCUCUUACUCCUCCUAAGAGCUUCACUGUAGAUCUCCUCAUCAUCUGGUUUAAGUGUAUGUUCAACAUGCUUAUACAAUUCAUUAGGCUGAGGAGUUGUAUUUGUAGUCUCAUUCAAAGGUAAUCUAGACAUGAUCUGCAAAUCUUUCAUAGGAAAUAUGUUCUAAAAACAUCAUGAGACUCUAGCAACGAAUUAACAUGCACAUCAUACACCUUAGAUUUAUCCACUAGAAAUCUAUAAGCAAUACUAUGAUGAGUGUAACCCAAAAAUAUACAAUCCACGGUUUUUUGUCUCAACUUAUGAUUUUUAUUUAUUUGCACAUUCACUUUUUUCAAACAACCCCAUGGCCAUAAAAGAAUGAAGGUCUUCUCAAAAUCGACUCCUGGUAGGUAGUUUUCUCCUUAUUCUUCAUGGAAAAUCUAUUUAGGACAGGACAUGCAGUCAUACUGCCUCCCCCAUUAUGCCUUAUAAGAUACAACAUUGUCUAACAUGAAGUAAGUCAUAGAAUGUGUGAUUCUUUCUUUUGGCGACCUCGUUCCACACAGAAUAGGUCAAAAUCUUUAGAGAAAUAUUCACCUCCUUGACCAGACCUUAUUAUUUUAAUUUUUUUCUCAAGUUGGGUUUCUACUUCCACCUUAUAGAUUUUAAAAUAAUUUGGACCCUCAUUUUCAUUUUCAGUAACUACACAUAACAAAAUCUAGAGCAACGUCUGCUGGGCGGAACUAUGACGAAUUCAUCAUCAACUCCACCACGAUCGGUAUCAGUGGCAAUCCAGCAACGUCUGCUGGGCGCAGCCGUAUCCGGCAACUCCGCGGAAAUGAAACACAUGGCCCUGCGAGCCCCGGGGGUGCUGCUGGGGACCACUCCUCAGGGGAACACCUGCCUCCACAUCGCCUGCAUCUAUGGCCACGAGAGGUUCUGCAGGGACGUCCUGGCGCUGACGACGAACAGCCAGCAGUCUCCGGCGGCGGCGCCUCUUCUCGUGACCAUCAACGCGGAUGGCGAGACGCCGCUGCUCGCCGCCGUGGCCAGCGGCCACGUCUCCGUGGCCUUGUUUAUCCUCGGGCGCUGUCGGGAGGAGCGGCUGAGCGAGGCGAUCCUGACGCAGGACAAGCGCGGGUUCAACGCGCUGCACCACGCCAUCCGCAACGGGCACCGGGGGCUCGCCCUCCAGCUGGUCGACGCGGAGCCCGGCCUGUCGAAAGCCGUGAACAAACACGACGAGUCGCCCUUGUUCAUCGCGGUGAUGAGGAACUACGCGGACGUCGCGGAGAAACUGCUGGAGAUCCCCGAUUCUGCUCACGUGGGAGCGUAUGGCUACAAUGCUCUGCAUGCUGCCGUGAGAAGUGGCAAUCCAGUUGUGGCAAAAAGGAUCAUGGAGACACGUCCUGAGCUGGCAAGACAAGAAGACAAGCACAAGGCGACCCCAAUGCACAUGGCUGUGCACUGGGAUAAGAUUGACGUGCUGAGAGUGCUGCUGGAGCAUGACUGGUCCUUAGGGUACGUACUCGACUCCAGUGGUAUCCCUAUUCUUGCUUCAGUUGCGAGUCGAGGAUACGUUGGUGCUGCCCAAGAGCUUCUCAGGCAUUGCCCAGAUGCUCCCUAUGCCCCUACAAAUGGCCUGUUGACAUGCCUUCACCAAGCCGUUCAGGGUGGUCACAUGGAGCUUCUAGAAUUCUUCCUGCGGUCAAAGCAUCUACGGAAGCUAGUCAACAUGCGAGACGGAGCGGAAGAGACUCCUCUGCACGACGCCGUCCGAAAGUGCAAUCCCAAGAUAGUCAAUGCUUUGCUGCAGCAUCCGGACACCGACGUCACAGUGCUUAACCGGUCGGGUAACCCGGCUACCUGGCUACUACGGGGCGACCACGCCAAGACUUUAAACUGGAAUGAAGUCUCCAUGCUUAUGUUGAAAGCUGAUCCUGAUGCAGCAAACGAUACAUAUAACCUUCAUAAGCAAAUCAAGGAUCGAGUAACUUCUGAAUCAAGGAAGGAUAUAAAGUUAUUGACUCAAACAUACACAAGCAACACUUCAUUAGUGGCAAUCCUCAUUGCAACAAUCACCUUUGCUGCUGCUUUUACCUUGCCUGGAGGAUACGACAAUGAUGCUGGAAGUGAGGGGCUACCCAUCAUGUCAAGAAAGGUUGCCUUUCAGGCAUUUUUGAUCUCUGACUGCUUGGCAAUGUGCUCCUCACUGGCUGUUGCCUUCAUAUCCAUACUAGCAAGAUGGGAAGAUUUUGAGUUUUUAGUUUACUACAGAUCGUUUACUAAGAAACUUAUGUGGGUUAGCUACGUAGCAACCACCAUAGCAUUUGCAACCGGUCUAUACACAGUUUUAGCCCCUCGCCUCCUAUGGUUGGCUAUAACAAUUUGCCUUAUGUCAGUUCUACUGCCAUUUCUUACUUGGUUACUAGGUGAAUGGCCUGUCUUGAAGCUUAGAUUUCACCUGGGCAAAACAUUCAAGUCUGAGCUCCUUGAUAUGGUCUGAUUUUAUGAACUCGUCUUAUUUCUUCCAACAACUCUCUGUUUUACUAUAUCUAAAAAGAUAGUAUGUAUGCCUCAUGUUGUUUGAAAAGAUGUCAUUGUGAUUUUGAAUGUCAUGUAAACCUUAAA
This is a messenger RNA of Zea mays, 4792 nucleotides long. Its product is annotated as ankyrin repeat-containing protein. The record is from RefSeq and is a predicted model, not a curated record. The coding region runs from base 2907 to 4667 and encodes 586 amino acids. Gene Ontology annotation, molecular function: protein binding. Lineage: Eukaryota; Viridiplantae; Streptophyta; Magnoliopsida; Poales; Poaceae. The transcript is spliced from 3 exons. Gene Ontology annotation, cellular component: plasma membrane.